UGACGUUUUGAGUGUCUUUAUUCAUUACUUUUGCUCACAACGUGCAGAUGUGACUCUCUCCAUCGAUUAUGGAUAACGUGAGUCACCAGGAUGAAAACAGAGAAGGAAGACGUGCUCCUAUGAUGUGCUAGUACGCUCCAAAAUAAAUGAACAAUGACGAAGAUGACCGAGUUGUCACCAGAAAAUGACAUGGGAACCGCUACAGCGACUGCAACGACGCAAUAAUUCAUUGUAGCAGAGAAGCAGAGCACAACACGGACACGAGAGGAAUCAACGUGGUCAUCGACGUCAACUAGACCGGUUUGAAACAACUUCUGUCGAGGCCUUUUGGUUUCCGAAGGAACUACCAAGCAGAUGUUGCGAUUAACCACUCUUAGAAACAAGUUUAGACAUAAUCCCGCUAGAAGUUACAAAAGCACUAGUGUUCAAGUCUAUCAACAAGCUCAGACAGCAACAGCGCGACGACACGUACUACAAGAUUACUUUGAGGCUUCAGGUAAUCAAGGCGUUCUUGCCGCCUUUGCGCUUCCCCCUCAAAGACGAGGACUCCUGCAUAAAGGCUCAGUAGUUGCCCACAAUGGAUCGGAAUUCUUUAGAACUGCGACAAGUAGAAGUAGGUAUUUUUCCUCCGCAACGCCAGAAGAUUUUCAACAUCCAUGGUCUUUCACAACCGAGAAAAGCAGUAGAGUACGGACCGCCACGACUCGUAGCUUUGCGAGCUUUCUCAACAGUUUAAGUAGACCUGCUCGAAUUCGGAUCGACGCAGUCACGUGUCCUCUCGAGGGCAUAGUGUUGAGGGAGCGAACAAUCUCCUGUCCAGAGAUGUUCCUUGAAACCGUACGACGAGUCCUUGCUGAUGCUCAGAAAGGAGCUAGAGGACGUAUGCUCCCUACUAGAGUGUUGAUGUUCUUGUUCAUCGUAACAGACAUCAUCAAACUCUUUAGAAUGACGACGUUAGAACAAUCAUGAUGACAGUUUUUGUUGUUGUUGCUGGAACGAAGUCGAAGACGUCGUGGUCUCCAAAAGAUUCGUCUCCAGAAGAUUCUAUGUAUGAAUGUAAGAACUGGAACUGAAACAUACGAUUAUUUGUCGAAAGGCUCAUUCACUAUUCGGAAGUUUUCUACAAACAUCACAUACAAACUACAUCGUGUUCACCACAUCGACCCUUCAAACCACAACUACAGUGUUCCAACGACCUCUCCGCGUCGUCAACUGCCCUCACUACGGCUUCACGCUGCAACCUGAGGAGUCAUGGUUUCAAUCGCUGGUCAACCGCUAUGAAAUGGUGGAUCGCAGAAGUCCAUUCCUAACGAAAUUAUGGUCAGCUUUUUUAUCCUUAAGCAUCUUGGUGCCCUAAGCAUCUUGGUACCCUAAGCAUCUUGGUACCCUAAGCAUCUUGGUACCUUAAGCAUCUUGGUACCUUAAGCAUCUUGGUACCCUGAGCAUCUUGGUACCCUAAGCAUCUUCGUACCCUAACUCGUUCUCAGCAUCUUCUGAAUACCUUUUUUUUCCCCUGUAUUUUCCCGCUACGAACUAACUAUAAUUACAAGGGUACGUAGUAGAGGGGUCCAGAGAAGGGGACUCCGACUCUUCUACCUUUUGGAAGAAGAUGAGAAGCAACGAUAACGUAAUUGAUGUGGCAAUACUCCUUCGUUAGAUGGAUAAAAGCUGUUGACUCUAACGAAAUGCGCAAUGGGCGCUUUUGUAGCUCUAUUGGGAGAAGCUGUGGUGCAAUUUGAGGGAACACGAAAUAGUAAUAGCAAAACUAGCGUCACAUCGUCACCUGGUGGGAGUGCUGGUGGAGAUUGUUGUACUGACCACGAGCCUGAUGCGUCUCCAUCUUUAGAAUCCAUUGGCGGGAAUCAAUUUACACCAACAGAUAGUACUGGUAACACCAGCAUCCUACUCCAUCCUACAACUACUCCAAGUGAAACACCCACAACAAGGGCAAGUCCAAGUACAAACAGUACCAGUAGUUCCUCUUUCUCUCCAACAGGCACAAUCCCUGGUUCCUGGGACCCGCAGCGCCUGAUCGCUAUGCCCUUCAUAAACGUGGUUUGGGUAGGCGGGUUUCUGCAGUUGUGGGUAGAGGGAAUGAACCGUCUGUUCCCAGCAGAGCUAGUGCAUGGCAGACCUGUGACUUAUGAAUUCCUCUACCAGACACACUCCAAGCUUUAUCAAUGACAACAUGUAUUUGUCUUCCACGGAAGUAAAAGUAUUAUGCGUACUACCUAACAUGUAUUUGUCUUCCACGGAAGUAUUAUGCGUACUACCUAACAUGUACUAUUUGUCUUUCACGGAAGUAAAAGUAUUAUGCGUACUACCUCAUCUAAUCUUUCCGCUCGAGUGCCAUUCUUCUGAAAACGACAUUAACGACCCUGUUCUUGAACCCGCUGUACUGUCUCUUAUUUCUGACCGGAACGGGGCUUCUUUUACCCAACAUGAAGCCUUUGCGAGAAAGAAUCUUUGAUGAGGAAGUUAUGGAACGAAGUCGAUUUUUUUUGAAUAUGAUGCUUGACUGACACCAUAGCCUAGUGAGAUCGUAGCCGGACUCCUGACGUUUUGAUGUUGGAACAAGAACAAAGUCGAGGUAGUCGUGCUAGUGCUAGCCAAGAACGACACGAACAACAACAAGCAAGACGAAUGCGUAAAAGAAAAAUGGACUAACCAGGAACCAUACUCCCUUCUCACUCUAACUCUGGCGCUCUGCUUUUCCAAGCCGGCUUUUUAUCGACACCCGCAAUUUUCCUUUGCAAGUAUUAUCUCGUACCCGAAAAGCUGCACAUACCCUAUCUCUGCUUUGUCAACUUUUUGUGGUCGGUCUUUGCUUCCCAGAUAAGCUCUCCAGCUGGAAGCAAAGGUGGACAGAGUAGUAAAGAUGAUUAAGGUCUCACUUAAUCCAUCUUUGGGCUCAUCUGGAUGCAGCUGUUUUCAAAUAGUAACGAUCUGCUUUCAAAUAGUAAUGAUGUGGACACAGAUGGCGCAAAAGAUGGAUCAUGGUAGCCAAAUCUUCUAAAAAGAAGAGCGGACUGAUGCUGAUAGAGAAGGAGCGCUUGACACGACGCCAGGGAUCAAACUUUAUAAAGAUACAACCGAACGUCGACCGCUACAACCUACUCCUGCUGCGGAAAGAUAAACCAACAGUGUCAGAGAAGGUGCUAGUAACUAGACCCCUUUUUGAUUUUACUUGUUGUAUUUUUGACCCCCCUUGUCUCACUAUACAAGCCUACUGGGUUGUUUGUUUUACCUAAAUACUUCUAGUUCUGCCGUCUUCACUCUGCGUAAAUGCAUAUCCUUUCUAUUGUUUCCCCACAUCAUCCACAUCUUCCCUCUUCCUUCCCAAUAAUCAACCUUCCUCCAAUCGUCCUGACAGAUAUUGCAUUUUUGUAUCCCGCUGCUCUCCGCCAGAGGCAGUUGCUCGUUGCUUUUUGAAAAAUACGACGCUAUAGACAUCGUAUAAACACAACCCUGCUGAUCAUGUCAUAGUUGUAUCAAAGGCGGGCUUUGAUGUUGUGUUCUGAC
Messenger RNA from Amoebophrya sp. A25, 3522 nucleotides. The record is from the annotation of a GenBank genome assembly. NCBI's taxonomy places the organism in Eukaryota, Dinophyceae, Syndiniales, Amoebophryaceae.